Lepus europaeus (European hare) is the source of this 1092-nucleotide messenger RNA. RefSeq names its product G protein-coupled receptor 6 (gene GPR6). The record is from RefSeq and is a predicted model, not a curated record. Gene Ontology annotation, cellular component: membrane. Bases 1 to 1092 code for a protein of 363 amino acids. NCBI's taxonomy places the organism in Eukaryota, Metazoa, Chordata, Mammalia, Lagomorpha, Leporidae. The transcript has a single exon. Gene Ontology annotation, molecular function: sphingosine-1-phosphate receptor activity. Gene Ontology annotation, biological process: G protein-coupled receptor signaling pathway.
AUGAACGCCAGCGCCGCCUCGCUCAACGAGUCCCAGGUGGUGGCGGUGGCGGCUGAGGGAGCGGCUGCUGCGGCCACCGUGGCAGGGGCGCCGGACGCCAGGGAAUGGGGACCCCCUGUGGCGGCCGCGGCACUGGGAGGCGGCGCCGGCGCUAACGGGUCGCUGGAGCUGUCGUCGCAGCUGCAGGCGGGGCCGUCGGGACUGCUGCUGCCCGCGGUGAAUCCAUGGGACGUGCUGCUGUGCGUGUCGGGGACUGUGAUCGCGGGGGAGAACGCGCUGGUGGUGGCGCUCAUCGCGUCCACCCCGGCCCUGCGCACGCCCAUGUUCGUGUUGGUGGGCAGCCUGGCCACCGCCGACUUGCUGGCGGGCUGUGGCCUCAUCCUGCACUUUGUGUUCCAGUACUUGGUGCCCUCGGAGACUGUAAGCCUGCUCACCGUGGGCUUCCUCGUGGCCUCCUUUGCCGCCUCGGUGAGCAGCCUGCUGGCCAUCACAGUGGACCGUUACCUGUCACUGUACAACGCGCUCACCUAUUACUCGCGCCGGACCCUGUUAGGCGUGCACCUUUUGCUCGCCGCCACCUGGACGGUGUCCCUAGGCCUCGGGCUGCUGCCGGUGCUUGGCUGGAACUGCCUGGCAGAGCGCACCGCCUGCAGCGUGGUGCGCCCACUGACGCGCAGCCACGUGGCGCUGCUCUCCGCUGCCUUCUUUGCGGUCUUCGGGAUCAUGCUGCACCUGUACGUGCGCAUCUGCCAGGUGGUGUGGCGCCACGCGCACCAGAUCGCGCUGCAGCAACACUGUCUGGCGCCGCCCCACCUCGCUGCCACCAGAAAGGGUGUGGGCACGCUGGCCGUGGUGCUGGGCACUUUCGGGGCCAGCUGGCUGCCCUUCGCCAUCUAUUGCGUGGUGGGCAGCCACGAGGACCCGGCCAUCUACACCUAUGCCACCCUGCUGCCUGCCACCUACAACUCCAUGAUCAAUCCCAUCAUCUAUGCCUUCCGCAACCAGGAGAUCCAGCGCGCCCUGUGGCUCCUGUUCUGUGGCUGUUUCCAGUCCAAAGUGCCCUUCCGCUCCAGGUCCCCCAGUGAGGUCUGA